CGGUACUCGGUACUUGUAUCGAUUUAUUACAAUAAUAUGAAUAUAUAUAUAUAUAUAUUGCAAUAUAUGUACAUAUAAUAAUGCAUUUUAUUACACUGCGUAAAUCUAUAAGGAAGCAUAUUCAAAUACAAGUCAUAUACAGGUUUAAUGGCAAGAUAACCAAAUUGAAAGAUAAACCAGACCCAAGUAACAUCUCACAGGAUUAUGUUGGGGCCCCAGAUAAGUUAUCUAAUAUACGGUCUUAUAUUAGACAUGUACCUAAGAAUGAAUCGAUACUGGAAUGCCGUUUAAGGAACAUGCAAGAUGAAGUCGAAAAGUGGAAUCACGGCUUCUGGAGCAGGCAUAAUGAAAGGUUCUUUUGCGAACGGGAGGACUUUGUUAAUGCGUCUAUGUCUGGAAACAAAACGGAAGUAUCAGCAGAUAAAAUGAGCGAAUUCUAUAAGUCAUUUUUAGAUAAGAAUAGAGGAACUCAUAUCCGCUAUAAUUACUUAUGGUAUUUAAAAAAUUUUGAAAUGUUAAAACUAUCUUUUAGAGUUUAUAUUGAGCGACUUUUGAAAAAAUUUAAAUAAAUAUCAUUCAAUUUU
This is a messenger RNA of Anastrepha ludens (Mexican fruit fly), 584 nucleotides long. RefSeq names its product COA8 family protein CG14806, mitochondrial (gene Coa8). The record is from RefSeq and is a predicted model, not a curated record. Bases 81 to 569 code for a protein of 162 amino acids. Gene Ontology annotation, cellular component: mitochondrion. Gene Ontology annotation, biological process: intrinsic apoptotic signaling pathway. Lineage: Eukaryota; Metazoa; Arthropoda; Insecta; Diptera; Tephritidae. The transcript has 2 exons.